AUGAAUCUACUGUUUAGUCAAACUCAGACUCCGGUGGACUUUGAUUCACCCGAACCUUUAUGGUUCGGUAGCCAAGGUCCUAGGGAGUCUGUUGUCCCUCCUGUAGUCGAGCCUGUUGUCGAGUCUGGUGGUGAGUCUGGUCUCAGGAGGAAGUGGUCUCCGAUGGAGGAUAAGAUCCUUAUUGGUGCUUGGCUUAACACCAGUAAGGAUCCUAUCAUCAGCAAUGAGCAGAAAGCUGGUUCUUUCUGGAGGCGGAUUGUAGAUUACUACAAUGCAAGUCCGCAGCUGGUUGGGACUGUACCGAGAGAGCUAGGUUCCUGCAAGAAGAGGUGGGGGAGGAUCAACACAGAUAGAAGUGGCCAAAAUGACGAUGAUGUGAUGAAGGCGGCGUUGGAAAUUUUCUUCAAAACUACCGAGUCCAAGUUCACCAUGGAUCACUGCUGGAGGGAGCUGAGGCAUGACCAAAAGUGGUGCUCUGUCUACGGGCCGAAGGAGGGUGGAAAGGAAAAGCGUAAACAAGUGAUUGAUGUUGAUAGAGAAGAAGAGGAAGUCGGUGAACCAGAAGGUCGACCUCCCGGGGUUAAGGCUGCCAAAGCUGGUAUCAAGAAGAAGAAAAGUGGUAGAGAGGAGGAGCUGGGGAAGCUUCAGGGGGUUUUAGAAGUCAAAGAAAAAGUGUCUAGAGCUAAGAUUCUAGAUCGUUUACUCGCGAAGAAGGAGCCUUUAACUGAGAUGGAAACAAAUCUAAAAAUGAAACUAAUGUCUGAAAUGCUUUGA
Messenger RNA from Brassica rapa (field mustard), 774 nucleotides. RefSeq names its product glutathione S-transferase T3-like. NCBI's taxonomy places the organism in Eukaryota, Viridiplantae, Streptophyta, Magnoliopsida, Brassicales, Brassicaceae. The record is from RefSeq and is a predicted model, not a curated record.